AUGGAUCUGGUCUUCCGGAAUGCGGUUCAGCUUCGAGUUGCCGAGUUGCUAGAGGAUGCAGUCAAUCAGGCAGAUGUCAGACCUCGACGAUAUAAUCACAGAUGUGAUGCUUUCGAUUUACCUGAAAGACAAUUCAUCAAGUUAUUUCGGCUAAAUAAGCGUGUCACAAAUCAUGUGAUUGAUAUCGUCGAACAAUAUUCAGACGAACCACGAAGAUCUUCAGCACUGGAUGCAACUAUACAGGUUUUAACAACACUACGCUUUCUUGCAUCCGGAAGCUAUCAACUUGACAUUGGACAGAAUGUGAAUAUGGCUAUCAGCCAGCCGUCAGUGAGCAGAUCGAUAAAGAAAGUGACAAGCAUUUUAGUUCGGCCAGAAGUGUUCGGCACUUGGGUUAAAUUUCCAAAUAAUUUGCAGUCCCUACUUGAAGUUCAGAAUAGGUUUUGGACGAAACAUCAUUUUCCAGGAGUUAUAGGGUGUAUUGAUUGUACACAUGUGGCCAUUUUCCCACCUCCGAGAGAUGAUGUAAAUUUUCCAGAACACAUUUACGUGAAUAGAAAAGGAUACCAUUCCAUAAAUGUUCAACUGAUAUGCGACUCCAACUUGAAGAUAAUGAAUGUGAGUGCCCGCUAUCCAGGUACCACUCACGACACGUAUAUUUGGAACAAUAGCAAUGUCCUUCCAUUAAUGCGAGAACUACACAAUCGUGACCAUCGCUUAUACUUAUUAGGCGACUCUGGCUAUGCACUCAGACCGUGGAUGAUGACUCCAAUACUAAAUGAUAACCUUAGUGCCGCAGAAAUUAACUACAACAAAAGGCAAAUGAGUACAAGAUCGAUUAUUGAACGCUUUCUGCACAAUAUGUGUGUCCACAAUGAUAUACCAGAUCCCGUACCAGAACCGGGAGAUGAAAUUUUGGACCUUGGCAUCCAUCCUGUAAAUAAUGCUGACGAAAAUAACAUACUCGGACGUCAUGGAAAUCCAGAAUUGAGAGCGGGGCGACAACUUAGGGACAGUAUAAUAAGACAGUAUUUUAUGUAA
This is a messenger RNA of Diprion similis, 1041 nucleotides long. RefSeq names its product putative nuclease HARBI1. NCBI's taxonomy places the organism in Eukaryota, Metazoa, Arthropoda, Insecta, Hymenoptera, Diprionidae. The transcript is spliced from 6 exons. The record is from RefSeq and is a predicted model, not a curated record. Bases 1 to 1041 code for a protein of 346 amino acids.